AUGUUCUCAAAUUUCAAACCGGUUGCAACACCAUCACCAGGCGUCCACCAACAGCAUCAUCACACCCUACAACAAGAUUUAUUGUUCGGAAACGGCAGCCAAAACAAUGUUGUCAAGGAAGGACCACCAACCAUUAUGAAUCAAUCUUCUUCCAUGCUGAUGGCUUCUAAUGAGCCCACAAGAGAACCACAACAACAACAACAACGAAAUUACUUUCAAUCAUCAUCAUUUCAACCACAUUCUGAUUAUUCCAUGUUUCAAGAGGAUGAAGAAGAAUUACUAUUUGAUACCAUCAACACUACGAAUUCAAGUAAUCACUCCUCCUUCCUGAUGAUGGGACAUCCAUCACAAUCGGAUUGGCAAACAACCUCUCAGCAACAACAAGGCUUGCUCGGACCUCGGCAGUCAAAAAUGAUGACACAUUCAUUUCCUUCUUCUUCUUCGAAUACUACAGCUAUGAAAUUCUCCUCUAAUAAUAAUAACAACAACAAUAAUAACAUUCAAUCAUCCUCCACUCUUAAAUCUCCAUCUUCUCUGAAUCAAUCCUUUUCAAGUCAAUUGAAAGAAGUGCCAACCAAAUCCAAUCAUUCAAUAUUUGUUUCUUCCAAAGAACAAUUACCUCAAUGUAUGGACUAUCUCAAUAACAAGCUAAAUAACACAAUGGCAUUGUUACCAUUAAUGUCCUAUUACAGUGAUUUGAAUGCAAUAGGAUCCUUUAAAUUAGAUUUCAAUAAUCCUGAUAAUGAUAUUUUUGUUACUAAUGUCAUUUAUUACCUUCUAAAAGAAAGAGAAGAAGAGGCUAUUACUAAGGCUACACUGCAAGACAAGAUUCGAAGAUUACAAUGUGAUCAAAAUGCCAUUUCUUUAAAUAAUAACAAAUUAGAACAAAAAGCAAGUGAUACCCAAAAGCUCUAUGCCAUGGAACAACAAAAGUAUUUGAAUUUACAAAAAGAAACAAGAUUAAAGUUGAAAAAAUUAGAAUCAGCAAAGACAAGCUUAGAAACACAAAACAAAAACAUUCAACAAAAAUGUGAUCAAUAUGAACACAAUUUGAUCAAAAUGGAAAAAGAAAUGGACAAAUUGAAACAACAAAUGACACACAAAUUGAACACAAUGCUCAUGAAUGCAGGAAAUCCAUCCAAUAAGGUGGAUGUUCUCAAUCAAUCCAACCAUCCAGCAAUAUCAUCUCCAGCUUUGACAUUACCUCACAAUAGAUCUUUUAAUAGUGGCAUGUGGAAACAUGGAUUGGAAAGAAAUGAAGAUAUUCUCUAUCAGAAUGUUGUUGAAGCAUUUAAAGAUGAAAAACAAGAAAUUUUAGCUGAAAAUCAACAAUUGAAACGAUCACUUCGACAAUUGAAUACUGAAUUGAAUCACUUGAGACAACGAUACUCUUCUACUACAUCAUACGAUGGUGAUACUAUCAGAGAUGGUCAAUUCGAAUUACCUUAUCAUUUGGCACAAGAUGAAAUUGAAACAGCCAUUCGAGAAAAGAUUCAAGAUUUGAAUCAUAUUUUAGAAAGAGCAACAAUGCCAUCUCCUUCUCAUCGUGAAGGAAUGAGACUAAUCCAUCACCAACAACAACAUUCAAUUCUUCAAGAUGAUGAAAUGGAUGAUGAAUUGGAUCAAGUGGAUUUUGAUGACAAGACAGCAGUGAAAUCAGCAAUUGAAACUCUUCAAUCGAAAUGCAAUCAAUACAAACAAAUGAUUAAGGAACAGGAAACACUCAUUGAUCAACUCUCAACAAGAACAUCCUUAUUACGAUCUUCUACCACAACAGAUGAUGACUUGACACAUUUUCCAAAAAGGAAUGAACAGAGUGGCUCCACUAGUCCUAAUUUAGAUCUUUUAGAUUCACACCACCACCACCACGAAUUACUUUUACAUUCAUUGAAUCAUGAAGAUGCCAUCACAACCUUCCAACCCAAGUCGAUCAACUUUUAA
Messenger RNA from Naegleria fowleri, 1941 nucleotides. RefSeq lists its product as uncharacterized. The transcript has a single exon. Bases 1 to 1941 code for a protein of 646 amino acids. NCBI's taxonomy places the organism in Eukaryota, Heterolobosea, Eutetramitea, Acrasida, Naegleriidae. The record is from RefSeq and is a predicted model, not a curated record.